This is a messenger RNA of Colletotrichum acutatum, 2013 nucleotides long. RefSeq lists its product as uncharacterized. The coding region runs from base 1 to 2013 and encodes 670 amino acids. NCBI's taxonomy places the organism in Eukaryota, Fungi, Ascomycota, Sordariomycetes, Glomerellales, Glomerellaceae. The transcript has 3 exons. The record is from RefSeq and is a predicted model, not a curated record.
AUGAAGAACAGCGUUGCUCUUCUGGCCCUUGCCGCCGGCGUCAGCCAGGUCACUGCUACCGGCUGGAACAAGUUCCCUUCCUUCACCUGCCCCGAGAACACCGACAACAAGUGUGACGACAAGCAGAAGGAUGGUUUCUCCUGGGGUGACUUGAACACUGGAUCGUUCAGCAACUACGGCGGUUUCGACUUCAAGGGCUGGACCUGCGGAAGCGAUUUCUCCAAGCGCGAUCUUCUCGCUCCCCGCACCUUCGGCAAGGGCAAGGUCAUUGAGGGCUCUUGCGGAAGCAAGAAGGAGACCUCUCCCUCCUUCGGCUGUGGCUCCGGCUCCGGCUCUCCCGACAAGUUCUCCAUUGUCCACUUCGACGUCUCCGUCGAGUUCGACUGCGACCUCGAGUUCCACUACGACAUGCCCGAUGGCUCCAGCUGCAAGCACCGCUCUGCUUGCUCCAAGUCUGGAACCACUGUCAAGAACUCCCAGUGCGGUGGUGCCAAGAACGUCACCAUUGUCUACCCUGAGCAGCCCUCCAAGCCCAAGACCACCUGCGGUGUUGGCAUCCACACCAUCAGCUUCGACUGCAGCCCUCCCCAGACCACUGUCCCUCCCAAGACCAAGACCAGCUCUUUCGCCAUCGCCACCACCCUGAGCACCAAGACUCAUGACAAGCCCGUCAAGACCACCUCCGAGGCUGAGGCCACCUCCACCGCUGUUGUGCCCUCCGUCUCCAAGCCCACCAAGCCCGUUGAGGAGACCACUGAGGCCACCAAGCCUGCUACCACCGGCCCCUCCAAGGAGACCGAGACUGCUCCCGUUCCCAGCAAGGGCGAGACCACCUCCGCUGCCCUCCCCUCCGUCUCCAUCCCCGCGGAUUCGACCACUGCUGUUGUUCCUUCCGUCACCAAGCCUGCUGAGACCCCCAUCGUCUCCAAGCCCACUGAGGAGACCACCAAGCCGGUUGACGCCUCCGUUCCCACCGUCCCCAUCAACGGCACCCAGCCCGCUGAGACCGUCCCCGCGACCGUCCCCGCUAUCCCUGAGACCAAGACCACUGUCUACGACACCACCUCCACCGUCUACACCACCCGCGUCGAGACCGUCACCUCCUGCGCUCCCGAGGUCACCAACUGCCCCGCCAAGUCCCAUGCCGUUGUCACCGUCACCGUCCCCGUCUCUACCACCAUCUGCCCCGUCACCGAGACCUUCGUCCACACCCCCGGUGUUCCCUCCAAGCCCGCUGCUACCCAGCCCGCUGGCGUUCCUUCCCAGGGUGUCUCCUCCGAGAAGCCCGUCGCCUCGGUCACCGUUCCCGCUGGCCCCGUUGAGACUCUUCCCUGCCCCGAUGUCGUUCCCCAGUGCUUGAGCACCUGGAUGUUCUCUUCCGGCUGCACUGACAACUCUGAUGUCAACUGCUUCUGCCCCGACUCCAAGUUCGUCGAGAACGUCUUCUCUUGCAUCUACGCCUACGGUGCCAGCGACGAGAUCAUCUCCAAGGCUACCCAGUUCUUCCAGGGCAUCUGCGCUGCUCACAUUCCUGAGAACCCUGCCAUCGUCACUGUCCCUGCCACCAUCACCACCGCCAUCACCGUCUCGGCCACCAAGCCCGCUGCCACCAACCCUGCUGAGUACACCACCGUCACCGUUGACAAGACCAUCGUUGUCCCCUGCGUCACCUCCGGCACCACUGUUCCCGGCUCGUCCACCACCGCCGUCAUCAAGACCACCCUCGAGGUUCCCCACGUCUCCUUCGCCACCAACUCCGCCUCGGUCGUCGUUCCCGUCCCGGCUCCCUCUGCCCCGGCCGGAACCCCCGUUGCCCCCGGCGCGACUGCCUCUUCCCAGGCCCCAGUUGCUCCCUACCCUACCACCCCCGCCGCUGGCGCCAGCAAGUCCACUCCCGUCGGCACUGGCGGUGCUGCCGUCCCCACCACCACUGGCGUCGUUGUCGCCGGUGCUGGCAAGACCACUUUCGGCCUCGGUGCCGUCGUUGCCAUUGCUGCCCUCGCUGCCUUCUAA